AAGUACAUAUUCCACAUGUUAAAAAGAGACUCCAUCUGGAUACAAGCUGUACACGACCGAAGGCAGAGGACCCGUGGCCCAUGGAGCAAAUCUUCGAACUGUCUCCGUCCACCUCCCGCCUUGAUUUGUGACCCUAGACCCUUUGGGACUCAUCUGACCCAGCUAGCCAGAUCCCGGACCCAAACCACGUUCCCCGUGAAGGUGGAGAAGCCAGAGCUGGAGAUGGCCAAAGCCCAGAACCAACUGGACGCCGUCCUGCAGUGUCUGCUGGAGAAGAGUCACAUGGACAGGGAGCGUCUGGAUGAGGAAGCUGGGAAAACCCCCUCAGGCACCCACAAUAAGGACCGCUCCAUCGCAGCCACUGGCAAAAGGCCUUCUGCCCGCUUCCCCCAUUGGCGGAGGAAGAAGAGGGGAAUGGAUGACGGGCAGGCUGGGGGAGGGCCACAGCGAUCCAGCACCUAUGUGAUUAAGCUGUCGGACCGGAGCGUGGACUUGGCCCACUUCAUUGAGAACACGCCGCUCUACCCGGUCUGCAGUGUCUGGAUGUGAAACAGCGAGCGUGAAUGCUCUCCCAGCUCACCCCUGCCCUCACUCCCUGAGGAUGAGGAGGGUUCAGAGGUCACCAACAGCAAGAAUCGGGAUGUGUACAAGCUGCCGCCACCCACAGCGCCCGGGUCACCCAGAGAUGCCUGCAGAUCCCGCAUCCCAUCUCCGCUGCAGCCUGAGAUGCGGGGCACCCCGGAUGACGAGGCAGAGCCUGAGCCCUCCACACUGAUCUAUCGCAACAAGCAGCGCUGGAAACGCAUCAGCCACAGGUGGAAGGAGGCCUCUCAUUGGAGCCAGCUUCGUUAUUCAGAAAGCCUGAAGAUCCUACGGGAGAUGUAUGAGCGACAGUAAUGUUCCCAGCUCCUGCCCUCCCACCCCAGUAAACGUCUCCCAACUCCA
Cebus imitator (Panamanian white-faced capuchin) is the source of this 945-nucleotide messenger RNA. RefSeq names its product protein lin-37 homolog. The coding region runs from base 16 to 549 and encodes 177 amino acids. Gene Ontology annotation, cellular component: transcription repressor complex; Myb complex. NCBI's taxonomy places the organism in Eukaryota, Metazoa, Chordata, Mammalia, Primates, Cebidae. The transcript has a single exon. The record is from RefSeq and is a predicted model, not a curated record. Gene Ontology annotation, biological process: negative regulation of transcription by RNA polymerase II.